AUGGCUGCGAAAGAAGGAAGUAGGAUCUUCGUUGGUGGUUUAUCGCCGGAAGUGACAGAGAGAGACCUUGAGCGAGCCUUUAGCCGUUUCGGCGACAUUCUCGAUUGUCAGAUCAUGCUGGAAAGAGAUAGCGGUCGUUCACGUGGAUUUGGGUUUAUCACUUUUGCUGAUCGCCGGGCUAUGGACGAGUCCAUCAGAGAGAUGCAUGGAAGGGACUUUGGUGAUCGGGUCAUCUCAGUGAACAGGGCUGAACCGAAAAUGGGGAGGGAUGAUGGGGAAAGUCAUGGCUCUAGAGGUGGCAGAGACAGUGGCUAUUCAUUUGCUGGUAAAGGAAGCUUUGGUGGAGGAGCUGGUGGAGGUGGCCGUGUUGGUGAAGAUGAAUGCUUCAAAUGUGGACGAGUUGGGCACUGGGCCCGUGAUUGCCCGUCUGCUUCUGGUGGUCGUGGCGGACCUGUUGGUGGUUAUUCUUCCCGUUCUGCUGCGUUUGGAGGAUCUGAUGGGCGUGUGGACCGUUAUGCUGACCGUGACCGUUAUGUGGAGCGUGAGCGUUACGUAGAUGAUCGGUAUGAUGGUGCUGCACGCUUUGGUGCUAGAGACAGGUUUGAUAGCAGAGAACCCUACAUACCCCGCGAUCGAUACGCCAGUGACAGGUAUGCAGCCCCGGCUGAUCGGUUUGCAGGUGGCGAUAGAUACAGCCGUGGAUCAGACCGUUACCCUCCAGCGAGUUAUGACAAAGCUCGGUCCUUUGAGAGAGACUUAGUCCCAAGUGCAGGCAGUGACAGGUACGGUGGUGGUAGAGCUGGUGGUCCCGUACGUGGAGGAGACGAGGGAAGAGGGUUUAGAAGCAGAGCCAGUGGUCCUUAUGAGAGGCCGAGCCGAAGCGGUGGCGGUGGUGCUUAUCCGUCGUCCUCAACUUUUGACCGUUACUAA
This is a messenger RNA of Microthlaspi erraticum, 930 nucleotides long. The record is from the annotation of a GenBank genome assembly. Lineage: Eukaryota; Viridiplantae; Streptophyta; Magnoliopsida; Brassicales; Brassicaceae.